CAAGAUUUUUAGCCGAAGAACGACAUCGAAGAUUAACACGGGAGAGAGGGAGAGCUUUCACGUCUCUCGACUAAUUGUAUGUCAAUUAAUUAUCUUCUCGUUUGAUUGACGUUGGAUCAAAAUUCCAAGGAGACUGGUGAGCUCUGCAGAUUGCAUUGGGCAGGAGAAUCUGCUUGCGCCUGAAUUUGUGAGGUGAUCAUGACAACAACAGCCUUCUCGCAUGAGCCAGGCACUGCCAUGGAAUGCCUGAGCAUACCUAUCACCUUAGAGAAGGAGGCUGGUCUUGACGAGCAUGGAAGACAGGUCCUAAAAUGCGGAUUCAAGAUUGGAGGUGGAAUAGAUCAGGACUUCAUGAAAAGUCCACAGGGCUACACAGACAAUGGCAUUUACUGUACGGAGGUCCAUGAUGGCAGUGCCGCAGCACGAGCUGGGCUGCGUGUCCAUGACAAGAUCCUCCAGUGCAACGGCUAUGACUUCACAAUGGUGACACACAAGAAAGCUGUGGACUACAUUAAGAAGCACCCUGUUCUAAAUCUCCUUGUAGCCCGCAAAGGAGUUACACACUCAUAAACAUUUUCCCCUUAACAGUGUCACACUUUCUGUCAUUCCGUACACAUUAUUGUUAUUCCAUUGUUAAUUCAUCGGGAGAUCACUUGACAUCUUGUGCAUUGUUCUGUUAUUCUUCUCGUUCAUUUGCUUUAUGUACAUUGGAUGUGUUACAUGUGCAAUUAUUAUUAUUAUUUUUUUUUUUCUUCUUUUUUUUUUUGUUAUGCAUUCCUCUUUAAUUUUUCUGGUAGUUGUUGAAUGCACUGACUGUAAUAAUUUAGUACACUAAGGUAACAGGUGAAUCCAUUGAUUUGGUUUGACUUUUAUAUGAUCAAGAAAUAUGUUGAAGACUUAAGAAAGUUGCCAACCAAUGGUAAGGUUGCAAAGAAUGCAUUUACAUGUGUAAGGAAUUUUGAUGUUGCCAUGUUAAACUGUUAAGCAAAUAAUUCUAAGUUGUUUUAAGAGGAAUAGCCUUAUCAUAUUUUAUCUAACAAAGAAAGAUCAGGAACAGUACUUGAUUACAAUGAAUGUUUGUAUGAUAACAAAUAAAGGGAAUUUGUUAUAUGCCAAGGGAACUCUGAAGAUAAUGAAAUGCUGUUUAUAUAGGUUGUAUAAAAGAUGGCCAUUUUAACUAGUGCUUACAUUUUUAAUGCUUUUAACUGUUUGAUUUAAUUGUACACUGACAACCACAGACAAUGGACAGCUACUUAGGAAACAUAACUCUUAUAUUUUGCUUUGUGUACAUUAGUCAGUGUGUCUCUUGGUAUUAGAAUUUUUAUUGAGAAUAUCAGGUUAUUUUUUCAAUCCUCUCAUUAUUAUUAUUGUUAUUAUUAUUAUUAUUAAUUAUUAUGAUGAGUUACUCAGAAUGUGGUUGAUAAAUAGAUGUAAUUGACUAACACAAACUAUCUUUUUUAGAAUUUGAAAUCAAAAGUGUUUAGUUCUGCUUUUGGUAAUGCGGAAUGAGACUGAAGCACUCAAGUGUUAGUGUUGCUUUGGCUUUUUUUGUACUCAAUACGCUUGCAGUGACAUCACCAUGUUUUGUAACCACAUGAUGACGCUUUGAGAAAUGGAAACCCAGUGCUUUUGCUUUUUCUGAGUUGCUUUUCUCAAUCACUUCCACAGUUCCUUCAUCAUAACAGGGUGUUUAAUUGUUACUGGCUUUUUAAAUUUUCCCACAAAUAUACUCAUACAUCUUACAACCUCAACAAACAAAUGUUCCACGACAUUGAUCAUUCCACAGCAUGAAUUUAGGUGUUGUGCUUCCAGGUUAUGCUAGACAGUGAUUGUAGCUCAGAAUGUGUAAGAGAAUCCACCAAGAGUGUAAAGCCUUAUUAAAUUGCCACAGAUUCAUAUAUAUUUAUGCAGCUAAUAACUGUCUGUAAACCAUUUACUUUAGUGAUGUUAUUAUGAGUAUGAUGAUUUUCCAAAUGCAUUGGUAAUCACUGAAUCUUCUCCAAAAUGUUUGCUCAAUAUCUAACAUACUGAGAAAAGAAAAUCAUUAAAUGAAAGAGAUUUAAGUUCACAAAAUCAAAUUAUGUUUUUCCUUUCAUAUAGAAUAAGCAUUGAAGCCAAAGUUACUGUGUUAUUGCACAAAAUACAUUGAUAAGGCACAAUAAUUUAAGAAAAUGCCAUUGUAGAAGAGAUAAAUAUGAAUGGCUUCCUUCUCAUAUUAUAAGGUUUAUAGAGAAUGUUGUAGAGAUUAGCCAAGAGUAUUUACUUUUCCCCUUCACAUAGCUUGAAGAUGAUGGCUGAACAAGAGCCAAUUGUGCUGAUCAAGUUUAUUUUUUCUGAUUCUGAACAUUAUCCAGUCACGUCUCGGACCAGUUCAUAGAUUCAGAUAAGUUCUGUGGAAGGAAAAACUGGAUUAAUGAGGAUACUCAUUUCGUACUCCUUAAAAGAAAAAAUGAAGGAAUUACUAAAACCAGAAUGCUUUGCUAAAAUGUAAAAUGUUUAUAGACUGGUCAGGUUAUUAUUUUUCUUUAUACGUAUAAUGGUAUUUAAUGAGUCACAGUAUGAUGAAUAAAAUAUAUAUUUUCAUAAGAAGUAUUCUUACUACCUUUUUGUUGAUGUGUUGACUUAUUUUAGAUUACAGAGCUGUACAAAUGUGUGUUUGAGGUUUCUUUAACAGAUGCCUUGAUUUUUUUCUCUAUCUUACUCUCAUCCCUCUCAACAAAAUUUGUUACAUAAUGUGAGAACUGAGGAAAUAUAAUGCAAUUUUGGAAUGAUGCUGUGUAAUCAAAAUGUUAAUCUCCUGAUUCAGCUUCAAGUCUGAAACCUGAAACACAUUUUUGUCCCAACACACCAAAAGGAAAACUGAAUAUUUAUAAUUUAGCCAAACCAAAUGUUACAUUCUUUUGACCUAAUAGCAUUGUACCUGCUUGAGUGUUUUUCCUAGGGUUAUUUAUAAUAAAAUUAUUUUCUUGUUAUCAUAUUUUUACCUGCCUUUUUUUUUAGGCAGAUUGGAGUAUUUUACAUAUACACUAUAAAAUUUUGAGAGUGUAAUGAUAGGAAAAUUGAAAAUGUACAGGGAGUACUUCACAAUUGUUGCUGUUUUCCUAUAUUAACCUCCAGCUUGGAAACAAUGAGUCAGAAUAUUUUUUCCAAAAAUGUCGAAGUGAUAUUAUGAGAUGAAAAGAGCUGUUUAUAUUACAUGUAAGUAUAACAACUCACAUGAAAGAUAUUUAGCAUAUACAUGACUGAAUAAUUUAUACUUCAUAUUGUGUGUUUCUUAAUGGGACCUGUACACAUGUGAAAGUUUUUUAAAAUGUUUGUAAAUCGUGGUGUCCAUAUUUUGCAUGAGUUCACUGCAAGUAAUACAGACACUGAAUAUUUUAUUUAUAUUGAUUAACUGCUUAACAAGAAAGGUUCUCAAUGGGAUUUUUUUCGGCUUGUUUCCUGCCAUUGAUGUUAGACAUAAGGUCAUUUCUCAGAAUCAUGUGUCCGAGAUAGUUUUUGUAUCAUGGUUAAAAUCAAGCAACGUGUGUGUUGUAUAAGAAUCCACUGCUAUAUCAGUCAGUUUUAACAGAUAACAAUUACUGCUAUAUAAAGUCAUGUAGGAUUUCAAAAUAUUUAGGAUUUUGGUAAAAGUGAAUAAGGAAAAGCAAGUGUCCCAAAUAAAACUCCGAACAGUAUAUAAAGACUGAUAGCAAUAUAUAGGUUUAAGAAUAGGACCCAGUUAAAUUUACUUCAUGACAAAAGAUAUCCAUGGCUUCUUUAUAGGUUACACUUAAUAAGAAAUAUUCUUAAUAUAUAACAAACCCAAGACCAGAACAUCUUGUAUGAAUUUGCAUAACCUUUGCCUUAUUAUGGGUAGGGCAUGGUUAUUUUAUUUUUUGUCUUUUUUUUUGUAUGCAUCUUCUGAUUGUGGACAUAAUUAACUUACUUAUUACCUCCAAUUUGUAAUGCUAUUUUUAAAUUGUUCUACAAAAACUACUUAGUUUACUCCCUAUUUUUUAUGGUUAACUAAGAACUGAAAUGGAGACAAGAUAUUAUUAUCCUUUUCUGAUCCAUAAAAUAGAUAUGCCAUUUAGACUGUGCUUUAUUAAACAACGGUAAAAAAGCUCCUCUUAUGCCAGUCUUCAAUAAGCUUGCAAAUGUUUUAACUUAGGUGGUCAAAUCGUUGCUCAUUGGUACAGUGUAGUGUUUUCCAAACCUAAAUGAACUAUAAAAUUUGAAAAUGAAGUUGGCUCUGUUCAGGGCAACUUUACUUCUGUGUUUGUGCAGCUUUACCAGUAAAAGAUAUUAUAA
Molecule: messenger RNA, 4293 nt
Organism: Penaeus monodon (black tiger shrimp)
Lineage: Eukaryota; Metazoa; Arthropoda; Malacostraca; Decapoda; Penaeidae
Product: tax1-binding protein 3 homolog
Exons: 4
Coding region: 199-570 (123 amino acids)
Cellular component (GO): plasma membrane
Molecular function (GO): protein binding
Source: RefSeq, a predicted model, not a curated record